AUGGUGGUCUCUGAGGAGGUGGACUCCUCGCUUGUUCCCGAGAAAAUCACCAAGAUCUGCUGUAUCGGUGCCGGGUAUGUGGGUGGCCCUACGUGCUCUGUGCUCGCGCAGCAGUGCCCCGACAUUACGGUCACGAUCGUGGACGUGAACCCCCAUCGGAUCGCCGCGUGGAACUCGGAUGACCUGUCCCAGCUCCCCGUCUUUGAGCCUGGUCUUGCGGACGUCGUCGGCGAGUGCCGCGGCCGUAACCUCUUCUUUACGACCGACAUUGACCGCGCGAUCGACGAGGCGCAGAUCGUGUUUGUGAGUGUGAACACGCCGACCAAGACAUCGGGUAUCGGCAGCGGCUUUGCGGCCGACUUGCGGUACGUCGAGGCGUCUACGCGCCGCAUCGCGUCCAUCGCCAAGUCGCCCAAGAUCAUCGUCGAAAAGUCGACCGUGCCGUGCCGCACGGCCGCAUCCAUGCGGGCGAUUCUCGAGUCGAACAGCAAGCCCGGCGUCGCUUUCCAGAUCCUGUCGAACCCCGAGUUCCUCUCGGAAGGCACUGCACUGCAGGACCUGCUCAAGCCCGACCGCGUGCUGAUCGGCAGCCUCAACACGCCGCAAGGCAACCGCGCCGCGGAGCUGCUCAGCGGGGUGUACCAGCACUGGGUGCCGGAGGAACGCGUUAUUCGCACGGGCCUCUGGAGUAGCGAGCUGACAAAGCUCGCGGCAAAUGCGCUGCUCGCCCAGCGCAUCUCAUCAAUCAACGCCAUUGCUGCGAUCUGCGAGGCGACCGGCGCAAACGUCGACGAAGUCGCGCACGCCGCCGGCGUCGACCGCCGCAUCGGUCCCCACUUUUUGCGCGCAAGCGUCGGCUUCGGCGGCAGCUGCUUCCAAAAAGAUAUCCUCAACCUAGUCUACCUGAGCGGCAGCCUCGGCCUGCCCGAGGUCGCCGAAUACUGGAACCAAGUGAUCGUCAUGAACGAGUUCUCCAAGUCGCGUUUCGCGAAAAAUGUGGUCCGCACCCUGUUCAACACAGUGACCGCCAAGCGCCUGGCGAUCCUGGGCUUUGCUUUCAAAAAGGACACGGGCGACACGCGCGAGUCCCCUGCGAUCACCCUGUGCAAGCACUUCCGCCAGGAGGGCGCCUACAUUGCCAUCUACGACCCCAAGGUCAAGCGCGAGCAGGUCAUGCUCGACCUCACCGAGCCGGGCGUCGUCGACGACCGCAAGGCGGUCGAGGAGAGCGUCUCGGUCUGCCCGAGCGUCCUCGACGCGUGCCACGAGGCCGAGGCCGUGGUCAUCGCGACGGACUGGGAUGAAUUUGCGACGAUCGACUGGUCGCUCGUGCACAACAUUAUGCGCAAGCCUGCCGUGGUCUUUGACGGCCGCCGCGUCGUCGACGCGCCAAAGCUGCGCGAGAUCGGUUUCCGCGUGCACGCCGUCGGCGUCGGCCCCGAGCUGCAGGACAAUGUCUGGGUGUAG
Messenger RNA from Malassezia japonica, 1467 nucleotides. Its product is annotated as UDP-glucose 6-dehydrogenase. The record is from RefSeq and is a predicted model, not a curated record. NCBI's taxonomy places the organism in Eukaryota, Fungi, Basidiomycota, Malasseziomycetes, Malasseziales, Malasseziaceae. Gene Ontology annotation, cellular component: nucleus. Gene Ontology annotation, biological process: glycosaminoglycan biosynthetic process. Gene Ontology annotation, molecular function: NAD binding; UDP-glucose 6-dehydrogenase activity. Bases 1 to 1467 code for a protein of 488 amino acids. The transcript is spliced from 2 exons.